This is a messenger RNA of Myxocyprinus asiaticus (Chinese sucker), 3644 nucleotides long. RefSeq names its product AT-rich interactive domain-containing protein 3A. The coding region runs from base 249 to 2051 and encodes 600 amino acids. Lineage: Eukaryota; Metazoa; Chordata; Actinopteri; Cypriniformes; Catostomidae. The record is from RefSeq and is a predicted model, not a curated record. The transcript is spliced from 9 exons. Gene Ontology annotation, cellular component: nucleus. Gene Ontology annotation, biological process: regulation of transcription by RNA polymerase II. Gene Ontology annotation, molecular function: DNA binding.
AGCAGAUGGAGGCAGAGGGACUGAUCUGAUCUCUGGUCCUCAGAGGUCAUUCUCGCUACAGUUACAGCCACUUGUUGCCAAAUCGCCCAGAGACGCGAGCGCGCCGCGAAACCGUUUUCACUAAGCGAACUAAUUCUCCGCGUUCACGACACAGAACUAGAUGUUGAGAAGGGAGUACAGCCACUUCUGACUUUGUUUGGGGGAAAAGGUCACUUUUGAGCAAAUUCGUCGCAUUUGACGGGAGAAGCAUGGUUGACAACACAAGCAUCGCAGCUAAAUCUGCACUGCAAGCCGCUUUCUCGUCGGCGAACACUCUUCCUCUGCUGGUCAGCUCCUCCAGCGCGCACAGUCACUCGAGCGGCGGCGGCGGCGGGAUGAAGCUGGAGGCGGUCAUGGAAAACCUUCAGCGACAGCAGGCGGCUCGCCUCGCAUUGGAAGAGAAGCUCCGGCAAGCCGAGAAGGAGAAAGACAUCAGGUCCAUGGUGGAGUCCCAGAUCCAACAGCAAGCUCUCGCCUUCCGCCACUAUCAAGAAGCGGUCAGGGGGGCGUUCGCAGGGGGAGCCCCGAAAUCACCCAUGGCGAGCUUAGGCCACCCCGAUGAGCAAAUCGUCGACUCUGACAUCGAUGAUGAUGACCUGGACCGCGGCAUGGACGAUGACGAGCGGGAUUUGGAGGAAGAUGACAGUAUGAACGAGGGUGGAGGGGAUGAAGAUUUGGAAGGACCCCUAGCUCAUUACCCACCGCGUCAUGCUGUUUAUUCAGGUGCGGGACAAUCUCCAAAAAGUACCCCUAUACAUCUGUCCAGAGUCCAGCCUUCGUAUGCAGCUCCAAGACAGGCCGAAUCACCCAGUGGUCUGGCACCACAAGCACAAUCGCAGCACCACGAAUGGACUUAUGAGGAACAGUUCAAACAGUCAGGCCACGACAGCGGGCCGGGGAGGAAGCUGAAAGAGUCAAGCAUUGCUUUCGGUGGUGGUGGCUCUUCGUCUCUGAUACAGGAGCUGUAUGAACUGGAUGAUGAUGAGAAAAGAAAGGAGUUCCUUGACGAUCUCUUCAGUUUUAUGCAGAAAAGAGGGACUCCAGUGAAUCGGAUUCCUAUCAUGGCCAAGCAGGUGUUGGAUCUCUACACUCUCUACAAGCUUGUCACCGAAAAAGGCGGCUUAGUGGAAGUCAUCAAUAAGAAAAUAUGGCGCGAGAUUACCAAAGGCCUGAACCUCCCUACCUCCAUCACCAGUGCGGCUUUCACCCUCCGAACACAGUAUAUGAAGUACCUCUAUCCUUAUGAAUGUGAAAAGCGGGGACUGAGCUCACCCGGUGAGCUCCAGGCAGCUAUCGACAGCAACCGUCGUGAAGGGCGGAGACAGAGUUAUGGUUCCACCCUCUUCAACUACUCCCCCGUGGGCACCCCCACACUGCAUGGUUCCCCCAAACUCCAUAUGCCCCACAUCAGCAUGACCACUCCCAAUGGCGGGCACAUGACUCAGACCCCCCUCAUCAAGAAAGAAGACACCGUGCUCUCCAACUGCCUGACUAACAGGAUGGGCAUCCCUGUGUCUUUGGCCGGCCACCACAGUGCAGCUCAGGCCGUUGCGGCCCAGGCUGCAGCUGCAGCAGCUGUGCAGGCAGCUGCAUUGGAGCAGCUGCGGGAGAAGCUGGAGUCUGGAGAGCCACCGGAGAAGAAAGUGAUGCUUAUGGCAGAGGAGCAGCAGAGGAUAAUGCAACAUGCAUUGCAGCAGAAUCUUUUCGCCAUGGCAACCCAACUACCUAUGAACAUCAAACUGAACAACAGAGAUGAUAGACAAGAGACUGCAUUGAACCUGUCUACCAACGGCAUUAGCAGCAUCAACAUGUCAAUAGAAAUAAAUGGGGUUGUCUACACAGGGGUCUUGUUUGCCCGUAAGCCAGCCAUUGGUUUCAUGCCAGGCAGCCAGCGAGUCCAUCACCAACACAGCUCUCAGGGAAAGAGCAGCAGCCCAGGGCUCAGCAUCCACAUGCCCCCAUCCUCCUCCUCUUCAACCGCCUCCUCACACGGACCAGCCACCUCCCCUUGAGCCCAUAGCACCUCACUCGACUCUCCCCAAUUGUCAGAUAAGGCAGGGUCUUUAGGUCAUCCUGUUGGACCAGUUUUCUUUCUGUCUCCUUCAGUGUACACUUUUACUGUUUUUAUAACCAUCCCCCUGCAAUCAGGACAGGAGAGUCUAUUACUUAAAAAAAGGCAAAGACAAAAUGUGUAAGCUAAGCACCAACAGCUCAUAGCCGCACAUUUGAAGUGUGUUACAUUUACAUAUGCAGCAAUUUGCAGCUUGUUAUUCAGUGAGGAGCGACUGAAACAUACUGUGUGGCAAUGCCACGAACACAAGGAACAGUGUGAGGAACCUAAGAGGACAGGAUGUUCCUCAAACAGAGUGCUGAUUUUCUUGAAAGCAGGCUUUUUUUACUUUCAGGCACAGAUCUUGUUCAUCUUUUCCUGUAUCUUCACCUGAUGCAUUCUUGAAUCAAACAGCAAGAGCUACUGUCAGCUAUUACCAAAGAGAAUACGAGCAACAUAUUAGUGGUUUAUGACUUUAUUUGAUAACGUAUAAUGAUUACAAUGCACAGUUUUCCAGCAACAUCACACAUAUCUGAUGCCAUUGCAAAAUAUCAGAAAUAUGCAAUGGAGAGUCAUCAUAAUGAAGUAUCAUGCUAAAACUCUGAUUUUAAUAUUUUGAUUUUAAGCAAAGCACAUGCCAUUUUACUUGGGGCAUCAAAUGGUCAGGGAGAACAACUUAUUUACUGUAUCACUGCUUGAAUUUCUGUUCAACGUAAAGACAAAUGUGGAAGGUAUAUUUAUCUGCUGUGAUGGCAUCAUGUACAGAAUCUAUAAAAAAAAAAAAAAAAAGUGAGGCAGAAAUGCAAGAUCUGCCAUUUUCAGCUUAGUACUGAAGAAAGCAGGGAGAACAAAAUGCAAUUAUGUCUCCUACACGCUCAAGACAUGGCCAUGGCAAAAUUUAUUCCAUUGAUUACUGAUUACUUAUUUGGGGAACACUUGUCGACACUGUUUCAUGAUUUUCCACCACCUCAGCUAUUGUUUAAUUGCAAAGAGUGUUCAUUAAAUGGUUUAGUAGAUGGACAAACGGGUCAAGCUGGUUAAUACAGGUUUUAGGAAGUCAGGGGAGGUUAAAUAAUAUUGUGGCAUGGAAGUGCGGGCUCUGAGCUGAAAUUUGAUCAUGAAAAAAAUGGUUCAGCACUUCAACCAGAAAAAAAAGGCUCUUGAGAAGAUUACAUGUGCCGUAAAUGGGUUAACCAACAGCUCAUGAGGUGUUAUCUCUGUUGUGAAUAGAAUCCAAUUUUCAUCGAGUUCUAAACAAUGCACUUGCAUGUGAGAGUUCAUCUCUCAUUCUUUAUUCCAUUCUUCUUUUUUUUCUUCUUUUUUUUGCUUGCGCUCUUGUUGUUUAUUUCUUUUUCUUCUCUGUUCUGUUGGUAAGGAAAAUGGGAUUAUAUUAUUGUGUCUUUUUUUAUUUUUUUUUUUAUUUUUUUUAUUUGUUCUGUAGACAAUUUCAGGUUGUAUUUAUUAUUUUAUUCUCAGCAUCCUAUCAUGUUGAAUCUUGGGCUGUUUCAAUGCUUUUAGUGACACCACUUUUAUGAAAAAAAAAAAAAAAAAACAA